UGGUACACUUCUCAUUGAGUCCGCGUUGAGGGAGGCACGGUUUUCCACACUUGUCGCGCGCGCGGUACCAGCGAAGAACUACGGUCCGGUCUUUGCAAACAACUUCGGUUCAGUAGUCGCUGGUGUGUCGUCGUGGAACGACGUGUCUCUGUGUCUGUGUCGAGUUCCGCCGAGGACUGAGAUUUUGGUUGGGAUUUCGUGAUUUCGUAUACAGAGCGAGUGAAGCCUUUGAGCUAUUGGCACAAAGUGUGUGUCGUCCAAGAGUGUGUAUUUUUUUCGAGUAAUCAGCAAAGAACGUAUAGCAAGAAGAAUCCAGAGUGUGCUGGUGACUGUUCCGGGAUCGCGAGAACAUCAUCCCACAAAAAAAAUAAUAAAGCAAAAGGCGAGGAAUCAUCUCGCCCGCGAGUGUGUAAUAUUUUCACGAGAACCGGUUUGUCGAGAAGCCGGAAUUGAACGUGAAGAGACCGGGUGAGCUGUAGCAGAGUCAAAACCUACACAACAAGGAAAUCGCGCGCGGUCGCGAAUUGAUGAGAUUUUAGGGAUCCGCACACAUCGGUUUGUUGUCGAGAUCCAAUAAAGAUCAUAGAAUUCGCGAACAUCAAGACGCGCGACAACUCGAGAGUGACAAAACCAAGUGAAGAAACGCGGAAACAGAACGUAAACGCAAGGAGACAGUGAAGAAGAACCAGCAACAAAAAAGGUGUACGGUACAGUAGUACACAGAGUGAAGUGCAUGUGCGUGGCCUAUCGAGCCCGGAAGAACAAACAGGUGAAACACGAAGUCGACGACGGCGAAGAGUCGCGUCCACUCGGUAAUUGAGCGAAGGUGUUGAGUACGAGCACGCACACGUGGGGUGCAGCAACAGCUGGUCCAACACACCAACGGAAACCAGCGGGGUCUAUAUGACUAAUCAGCGCCGAUAACAUAACUCUUCCGAUGCUGGUUUUUCCGGCUUGACGACGCUGAAGUGCAAACUUGUGCGGAAAACAAACUUGUGUAAACAUUCACUGGGUGUACCAGGAGAAGAGUUGGAGCCGAUCCAGUAAAAGAGCCGGAAAAUGACAUGUAAAGUAACUGUGUAGCAAAGACUGACACACACGCUUAGGAAAACCCCGUCAAAACGUCGCCAUUGAAGUGCAAGUCUCGCGACGUACCAGGAUUAUCCGGACACCGACCCUUGAAGGGCUCUAGAAGUAACAUCAACGCGACCAAAAAUACACACACAAUGAAGCUGUUACCGAUUCCGUUGUCCCCGUUGAACCCACCGGCACCGCUCGGUAUCUGGGGUUCGGAUCUGCUGUGGCGGUACCCGCCGGCACCUCCCAGCCCGUUGGCAGACCUUAAGACCCAGCUGCCGCCACAACUCAACACAGAUCCUCGGAUUUGGGGUCGCGAGGAGGUUGCGGUAUUUCUGCGCUUCUGCGAGCGCGAGUUUGAUCUGCCCAAGUUCGAUCUGGACCUGUUCCAGAUGAACGGUAAGGCGCUGUGCGUACUCACAAAGAAUGACCUGGCCGAGCGUAGCCCGGGAGCCGGUGACGUACUGCACAACGUGCUCCAGAUGCUGGUGCGCGACGCCCAGUCGCUGCAUCGUCACUUGCCGAGCAGUCCGGUCACUCCGACGAGCCGGUACCCACUGUCACCUCACAGCCAUCCACCAACGCCCAACUGGAGUGCUCUGGCACCUCCGGACAGUCCCUUCUUCCACAACUCCCACCUGCAACAGUUUAUGGCUGCGUCCAACUCGGUAACGCUCAGCCCGGCUCCAUCCAUCGAUUCCCAAGCUGGAAGUCCACCGCAAAGCCACCAAGAACAGCUGCAGAACGUGUUCCAGAAGUCAUCCAGCAGCAGCAGUAGUCACACCCAGAACAGCACAUCCGGUGGCAGCAGCAACCAGUCUGAUUCGGACGAGGACAAUUCAACCGCCGGAUAUCACCACCCACUUCCACUGUCCCAUCCGGACAGCAAGCUUCCGUUGCUCAACCCCAGCAACCAGAGCCCUCCGUUGACGCCCAUCUCCAAGGAGACCCAACACCUUGGCCAGCUGCAGCUGCUCGACACCAAGACUCUGCAGUACCCGGUUUCGGCCCUGCUGAACAACAGCAGCAAUGCCAACACCAUCAGCAGCUCGCCCAGCGCCGGUGACCGAUCAAGCAACGGAAACUCGUCCAACGGAUCGUCCAGUCACUCGCUGAACCUGAAGUCGCCGACCCUAUCGCCACCGUCUAGUGCAUCACCCAACGGCUCCUCGUCGGCACCGACCACUCCGGGAGCUUUUCUUCCCGUCAAGCGGGAGUUUUUCCCCGACGGCCCGGAACCCAACACAAAUGGCCGCCUCCUGUGGGACUUUUUGCAGCAACUGCUGAACGAUCCGGCCCAGCGCUACAGCAGCUACAUCGCGUGGAAGUGCCGCGACACGGGCGUCUUCAAGAUCGUCGACCCGGCUGGACUGGCCAAGCUGUGGGGCAAGCAGAAGAACCACCUGUCGAUGAACUACGACAAGAUGUCGCGGGCGCUGCGGUACUACUACCGCGUCAACAUUCUGCGCAAGGUGCAGGGCGAGCGUCACUGCUACCAAUUUCUCCGCAACCCGACGGAGCUCAAGAGCAUCAAGAACAUUUCGCUGCUGCGCCAAACGAUGGCCAGCCAGAACGCCAACGGACAGUCGGCUGCUGCCGCCGCCGCCGCAGCCAGUGCUGCCAGCCAGCAUUCGCUAAUGUCUCUGCUGCCGAAUGGUGCUAACAUCCACCACUUGGCCGCCGCAGCCGUAGCUGCAGCCGCGUCUCACCAACAACAGCAGCAGCAACAACAACAGGCCAAUGGCCCUCUGUCUCCGUCCGCUCUACAUCAUCCCCACGUAACGUCAUCCGCUUCGGUACCCAGCUCCAACGGUCAGUCCACGAAUGGUGCUACCCAUCAUCCGACCAUCAAGAUGGAAACCGACAUCGACGAGCUGAAGCCAACCGACCUGAGUACCAGCGAUCGCAAGUACUACGGAACCGGUUCCAACGGAGUUGACUGCUACCCACUGAUCAGAAACGCCAACGGCCUGACCACCAUCCAGCUGUUACGCCAGCAGCAACAACAACAGCAAUCCCAACAGGCCCACGAUGCGGGUUCGCCACCAACCUCCCCCAGCCCACUCUCCCUCAACUCCCAAUCCCUGCACACCAUCAGCAACAACCUGCACCACUUGCACCAACAGCAGAUGCAGGCCCAAGCUGCGGCUGCCGCAGCCGUCGUCGCCGCGGCCGAAGCCCGCCACCGGGAAGAUCAGGAGGAGCAACGCCGGCACGAACACCUGGCCGCCGAGCACCACGACCGGGAACACCACGAGCGGAACGACCGAAGCCCGUCCCCAGCCAACGACCACCACCACCAGCAGCAGCACCAGCCACAACCGCCGCCGCAUCGCGGCAGUGACGACGAAAGCAUGAUGCCCACGGAUCUCAGCAAAUCCGACUCCAUGUACUACAAGUAAAAAAAGAGCUAACAGAGCUGGAAGAAGACAAUCAGGCACGCAGCCACACAAUAUUGCUAAGGGAGUGCGCGCGUGCGAUAGCUUGUGCUAACGGGCGAUCUCAGAUGGUGCCAUCCUUCCCAUUUCUUGGUAACAUACAGACGUUCCACCCCGCGCCUUCGCGCUCCUAGCUGUUGUGGCUGCGUUCGGUUGGUUGCGGCGACGCAGCCACGGCCAACUUGAUCGAGAAUCGGUAGCGACAAUCGCGCGCUGCUAGUUUCCGCUCAUGUUAAUCGUUGUUUAACAAAACAAUACAACUGUGUGAUAUGAACGACGAGAAAUUGAAGCGAGAUAAAAAAAUUAAUCAAAGGAAGAAAAAAAAUGUGCCAAUCGUUCUCAUUAUUGUUAACAUUCAGAGUUUAUUCGCCAGGUCGACUACACAAUCAUAGAGAUCGAGACAAAAAAAAGAGUAUCAAACCUUUCGAUAAUUGUACAGAGAUUGAGAAGCGA
Messenger RNA from Culex pipiens pallens (northern house mosquito), 3968 nucleotides. Its product is annotated as ets DNA-binding protein pokkuri-like. The transcript is spliced from 5 exons. Gene Ontology annotation, molecular function: sequence-specific DNA binding; DNA-binding transcription factor activity, RNA polymerase II-specific. NCBI's taxonomy places the organism in Eukaryota, Metazoa, Arthropoda, Insecta, Diptera, Culicidae. Gene Ontology annotation, biological process: cell differentiation; regulation of transcription by RNA polymerase II. Bases 1227 to 3479 code for a protein of 750 amino acids. The record is from RefSeq and is a predicted model, not a curated record. Gene Ontology annotation, cellular component: nucleus.